AUGUCGCACUCGAGGCUUUCUUCACCGCGAUCCAUCUCGAAGCAGACACAGCCAGCUUCGAACUCCACUACAAACGCCUCACCUGGUACACCCUCGCCAACGCCUUUCUUGUUCGGAGAAAUUCGGUUAUGUUCGCCGGAUUUCUCAUUCAACAUUGAUCAAGAUCGGGACAGACCCCUCCCAUCCAUAGAACGGGAUGUUCUCAGUUCAAACAGCAGUCGCAACACUCCCAAUACAGCUACAACCGCAGGAUCGGUAAAGGUAUCCUCUACGGCUCGCGAGGCAACUCAUUCAACGCCAGCUACAACCACUCCUCUACGGGCCCAUAGCAGCAGUUUUUCACGAGGUGACACGCCGACUCCCUCAGUGUGGAUAACACCAGCACCCUCUACCGAUGUCCUUAGCCGACAUCAAACCGAAACAAUCACUGAAGGUCUCGAUGCUAUGCACAUACGAUCACCUUCGGCAGAGUCGCCGGACCGGUCUAGAACUGGACGAAAAAAUGCUUUCACUCCGUCACGUAGACGUCGUUCAACAUCAGCCGUCAACAAGGAAUCGCAUCGUGUCGAAGACGAAGACCCACCUGCAACUUUCUCUCGCCUGAGAGAAGUAGAGCAGGUAUACACUAAAGCGAAACAAAUGAGCGAAAAGCUUUUGAAAGUUUUAGCCAGCUCUACCUUACACCAAAAGCCAAACUCCAGUAUUGGGAAGCUUCAUCGCGAAGCCAUCCGAUUGACUGAAUUCGAGCUACCCUCGUCACGUAUCGUUGGUCUAGUCGGUGAUUCAGGGGUCGGAAAAAGCUCCUUGAUCAAUUCGUUGCUCGAUAAGAAGGACCUAGCUCGCUCUAACAACAAUGGCUCAGCGUGCACAUGCGUGGCUACGGAAUAUCAUUACCACGACCGCGACGAUUUCGUCAUUCAAGCUGAGUACUUCACAAUUGAAGAACUGAAGAGGCAGUACGAAGACCUACUCCGAGCCUAUCAAGAGAACAAGUCUCCACCGGCACAUACUAAGCAGGAAGAUCUAGAAGAGCUGGAGCGUAGAGCGAGGCUCGCUGAAGAAACUUUCAAAGCUAGCUUUGGAGUGAAGCUGCAGCAAAACCCUAGCUUGCUCAGAUCCUCGAUCGAAUAUGCGGUGACGACGAUGCUGCAAUGGGCGUCGUCGUCGCUACCACGAGAUCGGAAUGUUCACACUAAUGAAACCCGAGAGACCCACAACGAUAUUACAGCCUGCUCCGCGAGGAUCCGAGAGCUUACAUCGGAGGCGGAUGAUUCUGAAAUGCGUAUAGCGAAUCAGACUAGUCCCUGGCCUUUUGUUCGAAAGUUGAAGGUGUACCUGAAGGCAUAUAUCUUGAGUAAAGGCUUGAUCAUUGCUGAUCUUCUAGGCAAGUACACCUGUUUUCCCGUUUGCACGUCACUCAUAAAAAUAGGCCUGCGAGAUGCAAAUGUCGCUCGUCAAACAAUCACUGAGCGAUAUGUUCUCCAUUGCUAUCAGAUACUGGCCGUGACGCGCGUUUCGCGAGUCAUCACCGAUCAAAGUGUGAAAGAUGUGUUCAAGCUGGCUCGUCGCGCCAAACUGUCUAACGUUCAUAUCGUAUGCACAAACUCGGAUGCUAUUCGGGCCAAAGAAGCUGUGGAUACGUAUGCUGGUGAAAGAGCGACAAUACAGGCGAUGCAGGAUAGGAUAGAGGACGCUAAGCGGGAUUAUGAUUAUCUUACAGAAGAGCUCCAUGAGCUCACCAUGGGCGCCGCAGAUUGUUCAGAUGAAGACGCUCUCGAGUAUGCCAGGCUACAUGAGCAACGAUGGCAGGCAGAGAAAACACAAGCGAAUGAAGAGUUCAAUUUACUCCGACACAUAAUUACUGUUCGAAAUACCGACAUCGUUCACAAAAUCCAGGCGGAAUACAGAGAUCACCCAUGCGCAGGAAGCCUCCAAAUCUUCUGUGGUAGCAAUAAGAUAUAUUGGAAAUAUCGUAUGAAGCCAGCAUCUGCAUCUAAGCGUCACUUGGAGCUCAGCGGAAUUAUGGCUCUACGAAAGUACUGCAUCGGUAUGGUUGCAGAGAGUCAUAUUCGCGCCCUUAACAAUUACGUCAAACAUCAGAUCCCGACCCUCCUUGGGUCCGCUUCAUUAUGGGUAAAUCUCGACCACUGGCUGACUGAUUCAAAGUGGCACGAGACGUCGUUCGCAGCGUUCUGCCGCCACUGGGGGCAUUACGCGACAAAUGCGGUGGAUUACUGUUACUGGAACGAGGAAGCAAUGAGAGAAAUGGCGGAUGACAUGUCUAUCAUCUGGAGUGCCUUAGUGACCGACAUCAACAAUCGGUUGGACCUAUUGAAGGACUGGAUUGCAUUGAAGUUACAGGCUGUUACCACAUUGGUGGUCUCUGCAGAUUGUGAUCUUACUGACGAAAUCACAGCGGGAGCAAGAAAUAAAACAUACUCGGCUCUUCACACUCUUACCGCAACACUUCGCCAUCGACAAGAUUUAAUGCUUUAUGGCAUCGAAGAUGCAAUCGAAGAUUUUCGUACCCAGCUUUCCAAUCUGCGAACGGACGCUUUGGCCCCCAUCCGCUCUGCGUUCAUUGGAAAACUCAUGGAUGACACAUAUCAAGCGGCCCAGAUGGAACAUGGCCUGGGCUGCGACGCGCGUCGCAAUGACAUCAUCACGCGCAGAUUUGGCUCUGAAUCUCUCUUCACUUCCCACAACAGGAUGCUUAGAACCGCAUUCCGGAACCUAUCCGAAGACCUCGAAGAGGCAGUCAAGGAGGUUGCGCUCCAGCAGAGUGCGUACAUCGAAAGCGACCUGGAGCUCCUCCGGAACGAAAACGUCAUCUUAGAAAGCGAAAAACAUCCUGAAUUCAGGCAGAGUUUAUCGGAAGAGAUCAGGCAAAUAAGGCUACAGUUGGAGCAACUUAGCAGCAUGCUGGAUGUCUAA
Molecule: messenger RNA, 2934 nt
Organism: Trematosphaeria pertusa
Lineage: Eukaryota; Fungi; Ascomycota; Dothideomycetes; Pleosporales; Trematosphaeriaceae
Exons: 10
Coding region: 1-2934 (977 amino acids)
Source: RefSeq, a predicted model, not a curated record